GGAGGGUCGAGGCGCCUGCGCAAUCGCGCUUCCUUAGGCUGCAGCCAUGGCGGGGCAAGAGGAUCCGGUGCAGCGGGAGAUUCACCAGGACUGGGCGAACCGGGAGUACAUUGAGGUCAUCACCAGCAGCAUCAAGAAAAUCGCAGACUUUCUCAACUCGUUCGAUAUGUCUUGUCGUUCAAGACUCGCAACACUAAACGAGAAAUUGACAGCUCUUGAGCGGAGAAUAGAGUACAUUGAAGCAAGGGUGACAAAAGGUGAGACUCUCACCUAGAACUGUGUCAUGCUGCUGCUGGGAAGUUGCUUUUACAGAACGCAGACCCUCGUGGGAAAGGCCCCAGCAGCCUUCAGCUCCUUCCUCUCUUCUUAAAGAGCAACAGGGCUUAUUCUUGUUUUCCUUUUUUUCAAAAAUGUGGCCUUUGGGCUCUGCCAUGUACACCCAGCAGUGUGAUGUGGCGUGUGGGGAGGAGCCAGGGGAACUCUCAGAAACAACAUUAGGCAUUUUACUUCUUCAGUGACACUUUGUAGAACUACUUGUCAACAUAUUUGAGGCGCUAAGAGCCAGAAGGUGGGACUCUGUCAAGGUCCUCCCCACCUCUCUCUCUCUCUCUCUAUCUCAGCCUUUCCUUGCAGUUCUCAUUGCCUCUGCAUUGAUUCUGUAAACGGUCUUUGCCUCCUCCCCACCUUUGGCCGGGGGUCAGAAGCAGUCCUGGCUGUGGUGCCCUGGCGAAGUGGCUGCCAGAGAAUGUUGUUGCUAACCCACCAGUUUCUUGUCCUUUUGGGGAGGUCAAGCCCAGGCCCCCACUUGGCUUGAAAAGGGACAUUUUCAGAGUUUUCUUUCUCUCACUUGGGGUGUCUUUAUCUCUCAUAUUUCCCUAAUAAACUCCUCAACUUUAUCUGACUGCUGUGAUUGUGGUGGGGAGAGGAGCUAGAGAUGGGGCUCACGUAUUCCACAGAAAUCUGAUGUGUGGGAUUCUUACUCUAACAGCAAACUUUCAGAUGUAGCUGUUUGAUCAAACCCUAGGUGGCUUGCCAGCUGGAGCCCCCAUAUUUGGACUUUGCGCUAGUCCAUCCUGAGAAUCGUUUGGUCGUUCAGUGGACAUUUACCGAGUACUUAGUAUGUAGGCACUUUAUGCUCCAAUAAAAUAUGCAGUGUUGAA
This is a messenger RNA of Orcinus orca (killer whale), 1160 nucleotides long. RefSeq names its product BRICK1 subunit of SCAR/WAVE actin nucleating complex (gene BRK1). Gene Ontology annotation, biological process: regulation of actin polymerization or depolymerization; actin filament organization; cell motility. The record is from RefSeq and is a predicted model, not a curated record. The transcript is spliced from 3 exons. Gene Ontology annotation, cellular component: SCAR complex. Gene Ontology annotation, molecular function: protein-containing complex binding. The coding region runs from base 47 to 274 and encodes 75 amino acids. NCBI's taxonomy places the organism in Eukaryota, Metazoa, Chordata, Mammalia, Artiodactyla, Delphinidae.